AUGAUAGAUGUGCUAUUUGAUCAGCUAAGAACAUCCAGUGUAGCGAAAGCCUGGACCGGGACCUUCGAUGACCUCAUUGACAACGUUAUUGCUAAAACUCUGGAGAAACACACACCAAUGGACUCCCCUGGCUUGGCUUCGUACCCAGACUUCUUUGCUGCCGGGCUGAUUAUGCUGCUCGCUGGGGUUCUUGCGUACGGUGUGAAGGAGUCAGCGGUCCUAAACACUGUUUUUACUGCAGUGAAUAUAACUGUGCUGGUUUUUAUCAUAAUUUCUGGUUUUAUAAAAGGAGACCUCAACAACUGGCGAAUCAGUCAGGAGACUAUCCUGAAUGCAACUCGACAGAUGGAGAACCUUUCAUUGACGCAGAAUGAAACUGACGUGGCUGACUUUGGUGUUGGGGGCUUCUUUCCCUUCGGCUUUGAUGGCACAUUAGCAGGAGCAGCGACCUGUUUCUACGCUUUUGUUGGAUUUGACUGCAUCGCCACAACAGGGGAGGAGGUGCAGAACCCAGAGAAAGCCAUACCUCUUGGGAUCGUGGCGUCCCUGCUCAUCUGCUUCCUGGCCUACUUUGGGGUGUCGGCUGCUCUGACGCUUUUGAUGCCUUACUAUCUGAUUGACAGCCACAGCCCUCUACCUGUGGCCUUUGAGUAUGUUGGCUGGGAGCCUGCGAAGUACGCUGUGGCUGUGGGAUCCCUCUGUGCACUCACAACGAGUCUGCUGGGAGUCAUGUUUCCAAUGCCUCGAGUGCUCUUCGCCAUGGCGAGGGAUGGCCUGCUCUUCAAGCCUCUUAGUUACAUGAGCUCCAGACAGAGUCCGGUCUUAGCCACGCUGUCUUCAGGAGCUGCGGCCGCUUUCAUGGUCCUGUUAUUUGACUUAAAGGCACUGGUGGACAUGAGUGCAAUCGGGACCAUCUUUGCAUACAGUCUGGUUGCAGUGUGUAUUCUUGUACUGAGGUACAAAGAAGACACCGGUUUCAUUCACCGGUCGGAACCGUUUACUCUAAUAGGACUGUUGAGGCCUCCGCCUCGACCCACCCGCCGCACCUCCAAAAACGUCAAUGUAGUCACCGUUGUCAUUUUGUUCCUGGUGACUGGUUUAUGCGUGCUGAUGUCCGAGGCAGUGUUCUCCCUCCGCAGACGAGAGUCGUGGAGCGUGCUGCUCGUCUCUGUCCUCAUGCUGGCGCUGGUCUUCGCUGUCGCGAUCAUCUGGAGGCAACCGCAGAGCGCAACCAGAGCUGCUUUCAUGGUUCCCUGUCUGCCUGUAAUUCCAGUUUUAAGUGUCUUCAUCAACACCUACCUGAUGGUUCAGCUGGGAGGAGAAACUUGGAUCAGCUAUGCGGUCUGGAUGGCAGUAGGCCUGAUCAUCUACUUUAGUUACGGCGUUCGUCACAGUGUCCAGAAACAGAGGCUGCGGGAGGCUCGCACUCAGAUCAAUAUUGUUCAUGUGAUGAACAGCGAUGUUGCUGCUUGAUGUCUGACGUCUCCUCAAGUGCAUGUUUUUAUACUAACAGUUGCUUUGUUAAAAGUAAGCUAAUAUGUUCUGUACCUGA
Messenger RNA from Dicentrarchus labrax (European seabass), 1552 nucleotides. RefSeq names its product cationic amino acid transporter 2-like. The transcript is spliced from 11 exons. NCBI's taxonomy places the organism in Eukaryota, Metazoa, Chordata, Actinopteri, Moronidae. Gene Ontology annotation, biological process: transmembrane transport; amino acid transport. The record is from RefSeq and is a predicted model, not a curated record. Bases 1 to 1473 code for a protein of 490 amino acids. Gene Ontology annotation, molecular function: amino acid transmembrane transporter activity. Gene Ontology annotation, cellular component: plasma membrane.